Molecule: messenger RNA, 2377 nt
Organism: Mya arenaria
Lineage: Eukaryota; Metazoa; Mollusca; Bivalvia; Myida; Myidae
Product: neuronal acetylcholine receptor subunit beta-3-like
Exons: 8
Coding region: 361-1881 (506 amino acids)
Biological process (GO): signal transduction; monoatomic ion transmembrane transport; chemical synaptic transmission
Cellular component (GO): neuron projection; membrane; synapse
Molecular function (GO): extracellular ligand-gated monoatomic ion channel activity; neurotransmitter receptor activity; transmembrane signaling receptor activity
Source: RefSeq, a predicted model, not a curated record
UACUUUAAAACUUACAAAAAUAAUUGUGGUUAAGUAGAUCGCCGAAUUGUUUGAAGUCUGUAUUUGCGAACUGGAUUAUUUCGACAAUUAAUAGAAUUAACAGGAGUAUAGCAAUGACUAUUUGUACGGGUUACUUAGCACGAUAGAACAAAUAAAUGAUAUGUGCAACUAUCAUUUAGAUUUAGGGCAAAAAGUGAACAGUUAGAAAUAUAUUUAAAAAGACACAGAAAAACAGUAUAUAUGUGUUAUUAGUUUAGAUUUACAUGUAUUGAGAAGUGAAAGAAAGAAAAUACUUUGUAUUUUAAUCAUAAGAGCAUAAAAUGGAAUUACGAAAGGAAAGAUAGCAGCGGUAUACUCAAAAUGUACAGAAACAGGGGUUUCGUUCAGCGCUUGGUGUAUUGCCAACUGUUUUUAUUUUAUCAUUUUGUGACGGUUGAAAGUCAGUCGACGCACACCCAACACGUCAAAGAGUUGAAAGUAGCAUUUAACGGAUACGAUCCGGAAAACCGCCCUGACGUCAACAUGAACGUCACAGUUACGUUUUCGGUGACGUCAAUUUCAGAUGUAGAUAUAGACACGGGCCAAAUCACUGUGGCAGGGACAUUUAUAAUGACAUGGAGUGAUCCACUUUUCCAAUGGGACAGCGCAGUAAAGACUCCGCCUAUAGAGUACGUGUUCUACCGGAAGUCGUCCAUAUGGACCCCUGUACUCGUUGUUGACAGCGCAAUCGACCAUGUAACUUUACUCGGAGAUGAAUAUGAAAUGUUGCGAGUCGGCAAUGAUGCAGUCAUCCAAUGGGAACCUGCGGUUGUUUCCCGCACGCACUGUGACGUCAUCAUGACAGGGGCAAUCCCGGACUACUUACAGUGUCGGCUAAGGUUGUCAAGUUGGACAUACAGCGACAGCGAGGUUAAACUAAUGCACCACUCGACCAGUAUUUCAACAGCCCAUCUUCAGAUGGACUCCCAGACAAGCAUUGGCUCUUCUGGGGCUGGGAGCGUCACUGUCAACGACCCUCGUGGUGAAUUCAGUAAAACUUACCUUAGCUACACAAUGGAAAUAAAGCUGAACAAAGAAAUAUUUACCUUAUCUUGGCACAUCGUGUUGACCUACGUCAUCCUCACGUGCGCGCACCUGCUGGUAUUCGUUACGCCCACUGAUCACGUGAACCAACCAGGCUUCUCAGCAACUAUUCUCAUGGCGAGUGCGGUGUACCUCGCUCUUAUAUAUACAUAUGUAUCCUCCAUCCUUCCUUCUACAACUCGACUAGUAUCUCACCUUGAGUUACACAUGUUUGCACAUUUUAUCCUUAUAAUCCUCGAGUCCAUUGCUGGCACGUUCAUCCAUCGUCUACGCCGCCGACAUAAUUCUGGUGUUCCCGUCCCAUCUUCCUCCCAGAAGUUCGCUCGCUCAGUGCUCGCCAAACUAUCUUUUCAAUGCUGUUGCUAUGGCGACGAAACGCUUGGAUCCUUUGACUUUGACCUUGAGGACGAGGAAACUCCGAGAGAGCGACCAAAACAAUUGAGCCCAAGGAGGUCGCAGAUGCCCUUGCGGACUCGGGUAAGCCCAACUGCCCUUAGUCUGGCCAAAGGCGGGGAACGCGACGGCCGAGACCCGGGGUUUUAUAGGAUAAAGAGCGCUUCGAGCACGACCAGUAAUAACAGCAGCAACGGUGACUCCUUGUCCUCCCCGAGUACAAUUUCCUCUCCAAAUUCUGAAUCAGAACUUACUAGAAGGUUUCUGCGAUACACCUGGAUGGACAUAGCCUCGAUGUGGAGUAGAGUUCUAUUCUUCAUGUUUGCUACUAUCAGACUUGUUCUGGUUAUUGUGAGCUUUCUCGUUGUGUAUGUCUCUUGUGAUAAAUCGUUUUGUUUGAAAUGAUACGUGAACUAUUUCGGUAGCGAAAGACUUCGUGUACUUGUAGAUCUAGGUGUAGCUGCAGAUGAAAAGUCGUUUGCGAAAAAACCUCGGACAAUUUCUAAUAAAUAAAUAUGCCUAUCAAAAUAAUGACAAAUGGCCAUAAGCAUUCACAUUCUUUAAGUUCAUGAGUUCAGUACGGCGCAUUAGCGUUGCAUCGCUCUGCAAAAUUCCGUCAAGUUCAAUUUUGGCCAAAUAUAGUACAAGCAAGUCUAAAAGAACAAUUUUCAUAUUUAUUCUUAAAAAAAGUAAUUGAGAAUUACACUCACUUUCUUCUUUGUUUACAUCGGUUUUGGCCCGUGGUGACACAUGUGGGAACCCCACUGAAGUCACGUGAUUCCUCACACUGAUAACACUGAUUUUGUUGAUCAAAGAUUCACAUCUUUAUUUACUUUGUGUUAACAAUAUGAAUACUCUUUCCGAUUUACUGUUUACAAAUAAAAGUUGAAUACCAUGAAAA